AUUGCUACCAUUUUUCUUGUUGAUUGAUUCACAUUUCUUUCUUUAUCCUUUUUGUACUUUUACGUUUUCUUUCUUUCUUUCUUUCUUUCUUUUUAUUAUACAUCUUUUUUGUAUAAUAUGGUUCAGGCGUUAGAUCUUCCACUUUUAGCGUUGGCCGUUCCUAAUCUUCAGAAGCUCAAUGAUCUCUCUGCUGAUGAAUUGUCGUGCAUGUGGACUGUAUUUUCGAAAUGUAAAGAUAAUUUGGAGCAUGGCAGACGACUAGAAAAUAUGAGCUGGCGUUUGUGGUUUCGCGAAACCGCUUCUCAAAAGCAGACUUGCAACGAACCCCAUCCUACCCAGAACCCGAUUCCUAUACAAUCACCUUUAGGAUCGCCACAUUCCAAUUACUCGCUGAACGAGAGUCCCAAUUCGACUGCAGGUCCACAAACGCCCAAAGACCAUGAUCGACGAAACAGCUCCAUGAAACAAGCAUCCACUGCGUCAUUUAAACGCAUCAUCUCCUCUUUGGGAAUCAAUAAACCGGAUUCUCGACCACUCAACGUUCUCAGUCAUACCGAUCACUUACCUACCAACGUCAAAGCACUCUGUAACCCUAUAACACCCAUCACACCAGUCUCGUUACCCCAAGUACCACCCUCUGUACCUGAAUCGCAACCACUGAAUGCUCCGACACCCAUCACCGCUCGUCCUGGCAAAUUCUUUAUCUACGCUGAGGACGAAUCUGAUCAUGGCGACUAUCGCUUUUCCUCUGACGACGAUGAUGCACGGUGCGCUCGGAUGAUUUCGAGCAUGCGUAUCAGCAACAAUUCGUGAAACGAACUCCGCCAUGCGAAAAGCGAGCUCAGAGUUCGCUGCUAUCAAAUCUGUUGAAGCAACCAUUGCAACCACUGGCAUGGAACAAAGCACGGAUCACCACGCCUACCAUGCCGCGACAACGACCCCAAAGACGCACCAAGCGUAACUGUGUUUCACCGAUCACCGUUACACCAAAAUCCUUUGCCACCACGACCACGACCGUCACAACCACCGUUGACUUGUCAGAGAGUUUAAGGAAUUGUGUCGAUUGGG
Messenger RNA from Radiomyces spectabilis, 1068 nucleotides. RefSeq lists its product as uncharacterized. The transcript has 3 exons. NCBI's taxonomy places the organism in Eukaryota, Fungi, Mucoromycota, Mucoromycetes, Mucorales, Radiomycetaceae. The record is from RefSeq and is a predicted model, not a curated record. Bases 118 to 813 code for a protein of 231 amino acids. Gene Ontology annotation, biological process: mitochondria-nucleus signaling pathway; regulation of nitrogen utilization; negative regulation of transcription by RNA polymerase II. Gene Ontology annotation, cellular component: cytoplasm.